This is a messenger RNA of Puccinia graminis f. sp. tritici CRL 75-36-700-3, 216 nucleotides long. RefSeq lists its product as uncharacterized. The coding region runs from base 1 to 216 and encodes 71 amino acids. The transcript has 2 exons. The record is from RefSeq and is a predicted model, not a curated record. NCBI's taxonomy places the organism in Eukaryota, Fungi, Basidiomycota, Pucciniomycetes, Pucciniales, Pucciniaceae.
AUGGCGCUCCGCUUCCAAGCCGUCAUGGCAUGCCGCUUCCGAAAACUGGCGGAGUCACCUAAUCGAACCUCCGCCCAAAGGAAUUCCUUAGCCACAACUGGUGCACUGUACCAUUUGAUCUCUACGGCCUCGACCGGACAGGGACAGCCAAACGAGCCUUGGCACCUGGUCAAGUCGAAAAAGAGCUUUGUGAUUGCCGUCGAGGCGGCAUCAUGA